This is a messenger RNA of Closterium sp. Naga37s-1, 1435 nucleotides long. The record is from the annotation of a GenBank genome assembly. Lineage: Eukaryota; Viridiplantae; Streptophyta; Zygnematophyceae; Desmidiales; Closteriaceae.
AUGGACGAGUCGGACCCAAUCGUUCCGCACCCUGCCGCCGACCGCGGCGACGACAGCAGCAGCGGCGGGGAUGGCGGCGACGACGGCGUUUAUCAUGCCUCUCCCGAGGGCCGCCAACGGCCACGUGGCUGCAGCGCGGAGAGCCUCCUUCUUCUCUUCUGCGCCAUCAACAUGGUGAAUUACAUCGACCGGGGGGGCAUCGCCAGCAACGGAAUCAACGGCUCCCCUUCGCACUGCCAGGAGGACAUCUGUGACUCUGGCAGCGGCAUUCAGGGUGAUUUCGCUCUCACCAACUUCCAGGACGGUCUACUCGCCACGGCCUUCCUAGUGGGACUCCUCACCGCCUCGCCUCUCUUCGCACAUGCAUCCAAGCGCCACAACCCCUUCCGCCUAAUCGCUCUCGGCCUGCUCGUCUGGACGCUCGCAGUGGCUGGCUGUGGCCUCUCCCCCGGCCUGCUCUCCCUGCUUCUCUGCCGGAUGCUCGUAGGUGUAGGAGAGGCGUCCUUCAUCAGUCUAGCAGCGCCCUUCAUAGACGACAACGCCCCACCGGCCAAGACAGCCCAAUGGCUCGCCACAUUCUACCUCUGCAUUCCGGUCGGCUUUGCCCUCGGCUACCUUUAUGGAGGGGUGGCUGGCCCGCUGCUGGGCUGGAGGGGAGCGUUUCUGCUGGAAGCUCUGUUCAUGCUGCCGUUUGUGCUCUACACUGCCACUGCUGCCCCUCCGCCCCUCAAAGGCAGGACACACGCCCAUGGUAUUGCUACCGCUGCUUCUGACGAGGAGAGGGCGGAGGGUGCGCCAUCUCUGGCAGCGCCGUCACAUGUUGAGGCGACUCCAAAUUUGAAGCAUGGCGAUAGGUCUCUGCUGGAUGACUCGCUUUCUCUCGCUGGCAAUGAAGUUUUCACCAUCAAUGUUCUCGGCUAUGCGGCCUACACCUUUGUGAUUGGUGCCUACGCUUAUUGGGCACCCAAGGCAAUGAGGGAAAUCUUCAAUGAGGAGAGGGCGGAUGCGCUGUUUGGAGGCAUCACGGUGGUCACUGGCGUGGGCGGCACGCUGUCUGGAGGUCUCAUGUUGGACCGCAUGGGUGCAACCAUUCCCAACGCACUGCUGCUGCAAUCCCAGGUGACAGUGGUGGGAGCUAUUUUCUGCCUCCUUGCCUUCGCCUCGCCACACAUCACUCUCUUUGUCGUCUUCAUGGCUGUCGGGGAGUUCUUCAUCUUCGCCAUCCAGGGUCCAGCCAACAUAGUGUCACUGCAGUGUGUGCCAUCCAACCUAAGAGCCCUUGCAAUAGCCGCUGCAACCGUCGUUGCUCACCUGCUAGGGGACGUACCCUCGCCGCCCAUCCUCGGCCUCCUCCAGGACAUGGUGGGCAACUGGCGCAUCAGCAUGGGGAUAUUCACUGCCGUGCUGCUGCCUGCCGCUGCCUUAUGGGCUCACG